Molecule: messenger RNA, 6235 nt
Organism: Mercenaria mercenaria
Lineage: Eukaryota; Metazoa; Mollusca; Bivalvia; Venerida; Veneridae
Product: linear gramicidin synthase subunit D-like
Exons: 1
Coding region: 551-5377 (1608 amino acids)
Biological process (GO): biosynthetic process
Source: RefSeq, a predicted model, not a curated record
UAUUUGUUACAUGUGUAUUUGUUGUUUGGAUACUAAUAUUGUUUCAAUUAUUGCUUUACUACGGGAAUGGAAACAAAAGUAAUUGAUGUUAAACGUUUGGCACCUUUUCUGUACUCUUGUUGGGAUCGUUUUAAAUUCCAAGUAAUCUUCACGUAUAUUCAUGCAAUUUAAAUGCUGCUUAUUGUCAAAAACAUUAAUUCAAUUUUCAGACUAUUUAUCAUCCUCAUUGUUCGAAUCUAAAUGUAUUAGAAAAGAAAGUUUUACGACUUAUUAAAUUUCAAAUUGACAAAUGUCUAUUUAUCUAAAUUGAACAAACAUGUACUAUUUUAACAAAUUAGUGAACGUAACAGGCUUUAAAUUUCAUAAACGUCUAAAUGUAACUUUCGCAAAGUGAGAUAAAUUAUAUCAUUUUCCCGAUUAUCGAGCAAAUUUCUACUUAUUUGACGCAAUAUGUCGCAACUGUGCAAUCAUAUCUGAAUUUGUCUUCAAAGAUUAUACAAACAUUUGUACAUUUUCUGUAUACUUUCAGGUAACCCGGUAGGGUAAAAGCAUGGACUAUUCAAGACGUACCAUCACUUGUGCAACCAUAGGAGAAGGAAAUUUGCUUCUAUGCUGUCUCAAAGACCUGCGCCAUCGAAAUUUUCACGUUAAUGCGGUUUUCACAACAACCGAAUGCGUAGAGACAUUUUGCCAUGAAAACAAGAUACCCUGCUUUAAACGAAACGAAGACCUUGUCAAAAUAUUAAGCAACUAUGAAACAGAUUUUCUAUUCAGUAUCUCAAAUCCACGAAUUCUGAGAGAAGAUGUGUUGCAAAUCCCAAAGAAGCUUACUAUUAAUUAUCACGACAGCCCACUUCCAGCUUAUGCGGGCGUGCACGCAACAUCGUGGGCAAUUAUGCGCGGGGAACGACACCAUGGAAUAAGUUGGCAUGUAACCGAAGCUGGCAUUGAUACAGGAGAUAUUCUACAGAGUGAAGCUGUUGAAAUUAUCGAAGAUGAUUCGGCAUUUACGUUGAAUUUGAAAUGUGUAGAGGCAGCAAAACGUGCAUUUGUCCGGUUGCUUUAUGACAUCAUUGACGGCGAAAUAAAACACAAGAAACAACAUAUUAAUGGAAGAUCGUAUUUCGGCCUGCAUGAAAUUCCUCCGAAUAUCGGUGUGUUGAACUUUAAUGAUAACAUUGACAAUGUCUAUAAUAUGGCACGAGCUCUGGAAUUUGGACAUUAUGACAACGCUCUCGGUAGUCCAAAGGUGAAAACAUCCACAGGAAAAUUUUUGUUAGUGACAAAUGCAACGAAACCGAAUAAUGAUAGAUAUGCGAAAGGGAAGGCUCCGGGAACCAUUUUAGAAAUAAUUGAUGACACUUUAGUCGUAGCUACAAAAUCAUCUCCAGUACAUAUAAGUAUUGCACAUCUAAAUGGUUCAGCUAUUUCAAAAGGACUGUUUCCUGCACAUGACUUGGUCGUUGGAGAUAGAUUAGGCGAAAUUAUGCAUGUUGAUGUCAGUGAUCUUGCACCUGUGAAAAAGAAGGAAAACUUAUGGCGGAAAAAACUUGUCCAAUAUGAACCAACGAUGUUUUACAGACAAAAAAUGAACGUUGUAGCUAGUAUUAUUGACGUGUCUUCAGAGGUUAACGUAAAAUCCGUAAAAAUUGAAUUGCCGACGUUGCAAGAUACAGUGGGCGAUGUCUCUGAGAGAGGAUUAUUUCUGCAAGCAUGUUUUGUAGCCUUUCUUGCAAGAAUAAACUGCACUCCGACAGUCCAUAUUGGAUUUCUUACUGACAAAAAAGACAUACCAAAUGAAUGCAUUGACUUGUAUUCUGAUAUAUCACCGGGCAUUUUUGAUGUUGACAUCAGAUCAGCUGUUAGUAACGUGUUUGAAAAAUGCCAGAAGGAAAUCAAAUCUCUAAAAGAGGCUAGCACUUUCCUUAACGAUAUUUUCUACCGAUAUCCGGAGUUACAUGGUCACCAGCCGACACCGCAACACAAUCUAGUGAUGGGAGGGCCGAAGCAGCUCAGCGAUCAAUAUAUUCAAAGAAUUUUACUCAACUGCAACAUACUGAUUCUUUUUGGCGGGGAAAAAGAGUCAGAAAUGGAAAUUCUUUACCACGAGAGGCCAGCACAAGACUUCGGACAUAUUUUAGAUGUCCUGCAGCACUUCGCAACAUUUUUGAAAGCAGCAAGCGACAGAAAAGAGGCAUCGGAUCUGAAAAGUUUGUCCAUGGUCUCUAAAAAUGAGAUGAAUCAAUUCUAUAAGGUCCAACCACAUGAGGAAUACAACAGAAUUCAGACAGAAUAUAUUUCUGGCCUCAUUGAUCGCCAGUGCAGCCUUACGCCCCUAAGUAUCGCACUAAAGACAACAUCAUGUAUGAUGACCUAUAGCAAACUAGCAAACGAAGUAGAUAUUAUGCAGUCUUUACUCACCAAAUCAAUACACCAAUCAGACGGAGAGCAGGGGAAGCCAGUUGUUGCCAUUCACGCUCCAAAUUCCAUUUCUUACGUCAUUUCCGUUUUAGCGCUGGCAAAAUGUCACAUGGCAUUCCUACCGAUUCCUUACGAUUUACCGGCUGACAGGAUCGUCUUUACACUCAAUGAUUCAAAAGUUAAGAGAAUGAUAACGACGAGGAGUAUUUUUGACAACUGUGACAUGAAUGGACUAACACCGUUUAUGAAACUGGUAGCAGAGCAUGAAAUAGCAGACGAGAAAGUAGUUCUGGUUGAAUUUGAUCGUGUAUUUCCAAAUGAAAAUGAAGAAAGUCUUGUCCCUGAUAACACAGAAAGUGAUUUCUUGUAUCUGAUGUACACUUCAGGCUCAACGGGACGCCCUAAAGGAGUGCAAGUUAAAGAAUCUGGAGCGAUUAAUCUGGCACGUGCACAAAUUAUAUGUUGGGACAUUGUUCCUGGAGAUGUUGUUGCACAGUUUGCAUCUAUUGGGUUUGAUGCUUCAGUCUCUGAAAUAUUUACCGCUCUUCUUUCAGGAGCAUCCUUAGCUAUGCUUGAUGUAUCAGAGAGACUUGGAAAUGACUUCCUGGUGGCAAUGAAUAAGUUGAAAGUUUCUGUCAUUACUCUUCCACCGUCGGCUCUUAACAUAUACUCUCCAGAAGAACUGCCAGCUAUUAGGAAGGUUGUGGCGGCAGGCGAAGCGUGUACGCUAAACAUGGCAAUAAAGUGGACAUCAGCCAAAAACGUUAGAUUUUUCAAUGCUUAUGGCCCAACAGAAGCGACGGUCUGCGCAACUGUGUACGAGCAUUUUCCAAACACAUUGUACGAAGACGUAAAUCGAGACCUCCCUAUAGGGAAAGCCAUUGAUGGGGUUCACAUCUAUCUGUUUGAUGACUUCAUGCAUCCGAUUCCUCCAGACGUUGUUGGAGAAAUAUACAUUGGAGGCAAGGGUCUGGCUCACGGAUAUAUUGGUCACGCACAGCAUUUGACCAAAGAACGGUUCGUACAAAAUCCGUUAUCUAAAGAACCAUCACUCCUUUACAAAACCGGAGACCAUGCAUUUCAGGAUACAGAUGGAAAUAUCACAUACGUGGGAAGAAAUGAUGACCAAGUGAAGAUACGUGGACAUCGUAUCGACUUGAGCGAAAUAGAACAGGUACUUAUACAACAUCCAAGAAUAGAUAUGGCUGUAGUCGUGGUCCACAAAUGUGCUGCAACAAGUGAGCUAUCAGUGGCCGCCUUCGUUGCCCCUACAUUUAUCUACAUAUCUGAACUCAGAGAGUAUCUAUCUAAGGUAUUGCCCCGAUAUAUGGUACCGACAUACAUAAAGAAAUUAGAGGUGAAAGAUCUGCCGAAGACGUUGAAUGGAAAAAUCAAUCGUAAGAAACUGGAGGUAGACGAGGGCAUCCAUGAGCAGGACAAAACAAAUGGUCACAGUCAUUUGAAUGAGACACAGCUGAUGGUCGCCAAGUUCUGGUGUAACGUGUUCAAGUACGACAAGUCUUUUAUAUAUUCACUUCACCGAAAGAGCUCAUUCAGUGAAAUGGGAGGCAACUCUUUGCAACUGGUCCUGUUGCUUAGAUUGAUUGAAGAUGAAAUGAAAGUAAACCUUUCGUUUACUGAUCUUGGGACUGCCGAUACAAUUGAAGAAUUUGCGGAGGUGAUACGACGUCGCCGAGAUAUCAAAGCAAAGAAUGAGCAAAGUGAUGUAAAAACAAGAAGUGAAUUAAGAGAAAUGAUAUAUCAUGAUUCAGAGCUCGAUGCUAGUAUUUUCCCACAUCCAGAUAGACGACGAUCUGUACAGUUCACACACUAUACAACACUAGUCAAUAAAUGCACAAAAAAGCACCCAAGAAACAUUCUGCUUUCUGGAGUAACUGGUUUCCUUGGAGCUUUUCUUCUGGCAGAAAUUCUUGAACAGUCGAACUCUCAUGUCUGCUGUAUGGUUCGGGAAACCACAGAAGCUCGAGGCAUUGGCCGUAUCAUCGACAAUAUGCGGAAGUAUGGUCUAUGGAAAUUCGAGUACACUUCCCGUAUAGCUGUCGUUAUUUCAGAUUUGUCACAGAAAAAUCUCGGUAUUGCACCUGACAUCUACAGGUCCCUGUGUAAUGCAAUCGAUGUCAUCUUCAUGAAUGCGGCACAUAUGAACUUUAAUACAUCGUACGAAGACCACAAAAUACCAAACGUCGAAGGUACGAAAGAGUUUAUAAAGCUAGCUUCCACAGGCGUCCAGAAAUAUUUGUUCACUACAUCGUCUCUGAGCGUGUUCUUGUUCCCAAAAGAGCAUGUAGUGAAUGCUACUGGAAGACGUGUGUGCAGCGAGUCGGAAUUCUUUGACGACCCAUUGCUUAUCGAGGGCGGUUAUGGACAAAGUAAAUGGGCCAGUGAGCGCCUAAUCAUGCAAGCUUUAGAUUUCUUACCCGGUGGUGCAAUAUUUCGACCAGCUCGUGUAUCGGGACGAAGCACUGAUGGAGUCGGUCCAAAGAAUGACCUUUUUGCAUCUACAAUGGUCGGCCUGAAACAGAUGGGAUCAUAUCCAGAUAUGAAUUUUCCCUACGACCUGACACCAGUAGAUUUCUGCGCUAAAGCAAUGAUCGAAGUUACAUUGAAAAUUUGCAAUACCGAAAGCGAAACUUUUGAAAAGGUGUACCAUCUAUUCAACAAAGAUACGAUACCGUUUCGGGAUCUGUUCAAAGGGAUGGGAAUGAGAGGUAUUUCCCUGGAUGACUGGCGGAAGGAGCUAAAGCAAAUUGAUAGCAGUAAUAGGGCACUUGUUCCACUGACUCCGUUCUUCAUGUCUGGAUUCUGGGACAGGGCUCCUGAUUGGCCGGUAUUCGACACGAGCAACCUUGACAACGCAAUAUCUGAUGGCGCAAAGGCACUUCUAAAGCCUUCUGGUGAACUUUUACAAAUAUACAAAACUUUUUUCGACGUUUAAGAAAAUACUUCAACAUAGAAAUGUCAAAAAUGUUAUACAUCAUUUUUUUCGAAUAUACAAAUAGUCAUACAAAAUUGAAAAUAAGCGAGAAUGCAGUGGAGUAAAGCAUGACGCGAUUUACAAAUAAAUGAGGCAAUUUCACGAAAAAUAUAACAAAUUAUUCUUUGAUUAUUUUACAUAAAGAAAAAACGAAACGAUAGUAAUGAACUGUCGUGGAUUGGUACAAACAAUAAUGCAUUCAAAUAAAUGUGAUGUUUCGCUUUCAGGCAUAUCAGAACCGUAUUUUGGUAUUUAUAUAUUAGGGUCUAUGCAAAAACGUUGUUCAUUUGACCGGAAUGUGUAGUCGUGUAUAUCUAUUUGCGUGAUUUUUUCAAUAGCUGUAUCAUAAAUUAAUGCGGUUUCAUUCGUUGCAGGUAUCAAUGAAAAUGAUUACUCUUUGAAGUGCGAGUUGACAAUGAAAAAAAACCCAUUGUUUAUGUGUUCACCUGCAAAAAAAAAAUGUAUUCUGUAACCGUAUAUAUCAUAUAAGUAAAGUACGACAUUGUAAUUGCCAUGAAUGUACAUUUUGUUCAAUUUAACUACGAACUAUAAGUAUAGCUGCGUUAAUAUAUUAUAUACCGCCGUAAUAUUCCGAAAUAACUUGCACACCAUGAGUAUUUCCUAAGAGCGAUGACAUUUACAAUGACAAAUAGUAAAUGAUUUAAAUGAAUUUUCUUUUGUAAGAGUGAUACAGUAUGAAAGGUGUUUAUCAUCACUUUGUAAAAAUAUAACUUAAUCUGAUAUGCCAAUGAGGCCAGAAAAAAAGUCUUUUUUACGACCUUAAAUAAAACGAGCUUUCAACUUUACGCUCCUGAUGGA